AUGAUUCUGCAGAGGACGGAGGAUGCCCCUCGGCCUGCAAUACGCAGUUGUCAUCACCUGCGGCACCGGCCUCUGCUGUCAACGGAGGAGAGGCUGGAAGAGGCGACUCACUACCUUGAGAAGAAUCCAGCCGAUGUGCAGGGAUCAUUGUGGCGGGCGAAGUUAUUGAUGCGCUUGGGGGACCACCAGGCUGCUCAGGUGGGCCUCUCCGUUAUUCUUGACACACUGCGUGGGAAAAGUGAUGCGUCCCAGCUUGUGAGUGCCUUUUUUCUUCGAGGCGUUUGCCGUGUGAAACUGUCAUGCAUUGACAAGGCCAUCGCCGACUUCACCGCGGCUCUUGACAUUGACCCUUCCCAUAGUCGCUCUACGUAUGAGCGAGCCGCGUGCCAUAACCGGAAAGGGAAUUACACCGCUGCCAUAUUAGACUACGAGAGGGCACUGCAGUGUGACGCAGGCUGUAGCAAUUGGUUUUUAACGUGGCAUCGGAAUGCCCGAAGUCGAUUUGCACAGGCGCGUCUUCAUCAUCAAACUUCUGCACCCCCUUCGGGGGUAGCUAAACCUCUUAGACUGAAGUCAUCUUUGACUCCAAAUAUGGACAGUGUCCGCCAAAAUGGUGACGAUGGAAUACGACUGCCCCCGGCCCCACCGCUUGACACGUGUAUGAAAACGCCAAGUCUCAUGGCAGAGACUUCAAGACUGAGUCACGAUGCUGGGGUUCCCAUCGGUAGCCCUGAGCGACCGCAGGUGAUGCCGACGACGUCGUCGUCGUCGUCCUUGUUACCAAACAGUGAGGAGGCAGAGCUACACCACCACCGUGGGCUGGAGUACCGCAAAGAAGGUGAUUUUGUGCGUGCCAUUGAGGAAUACUCUGCGGCACUUCGACUUGACGCCAAAAAUUUUAAAGCCGUGUUUAAUAGAGGAUUUUGCAACGAUAAGAUUGGGGACUACAACGCGGCAAUCCAUGACUACAAGGCUGCCAUGCAGUUGGAACCAGGGUACGCCUACACCUAUUACAAUCUUGGCAUCUCGUAUGAUCGUCAGGGUGGUCACCAUACGGAAGCCAUUGCUAUGUUCGACAAGGCCAUUUCCUUGGAUGACAGCAACGCUGACUUUUAUCAUAACCGGGGAUUUAGUCAACGUAAGCUGGGUAACUAUCGUGAGGCUAUAAAGGAUUACACCACGGCGUUAUCUAUUGAUCCAAAGCACUUCAAAGCCUACUACAACCGAGCCUUUUGCUAUGAUAAGUUGGGCGAGGGUAGGAACGCCAUUGCGGACUACACAAAGGCCAUCUCUAUUCAAGAGGAUAACCCCAACGCUUACCAUAACAGGGGAGCCACACUGGAGAAGGUGGGUCGGCUUGAUGACGCAGUGGCAGACUACACACGGGCUCUUCAGCUGGAUAAUGUAAAUUCCUUCACAUACAACGCUCGCGGUAUGGCCUACGACCGACUAGGCAAGAGUGAGGCGGCAUUGCGGGAUUUGACGAACGCCAUUGUACUCUCGCCUAAGAAUGCCAUAUUUUACCAAAACCGGGCUUCCGUUUUUCAGAAUAUGGAACGUUUUGCAGAGGCUGUGCGUGACUACAACACCUCCUUAGCACUAACUGACGAGGCUGGGGAGGUCACCGGUGGACCUUCUGGUGAACCCAAGGCUACACUAGAGGUGAAUAUGAUGCUUGCCAAACAAUACAUCAAUCGUGGCUUUUGUUCUGCACGUGAAGGUGAUUAUGAGGCGGCUAUUGGUGAUUUCUCAAGGGUCAUUGCCACGAACUCUGAUAACUGUAUAGCGUUGUAUAACCGUGGUGUUUGCUAUGAUAAGGUGGGAAAUCACAAUCUUGCGGUGGAAGAUUUUUCCCGUUUGAUUAAGUUGGACGCGGAGAACGCAGACGCACACUUUAGCCGUGCUAUGGCGUUGGAAGGUAUGGAAGAGUAUGCCAUGGCGCUGGACGACUACGCUGUCGCAUUCAAGCUGGACGUGGAUCGCAGUGGUCUGGUGAAAGAGCGCGCCUUGGCACAAUUUAAGUCUGAACAUCGGGCCAUGGUGGCUUCCCAGCGAGUCCUGCGCCUUCUCAGAGGGGAAAAAAAGGCCCUGUGA
Molecule: messenger RNA, 2094 nt
Organism: Trypanosoma rangeli
Lineage: Eukaryota; Euglenozoa; Kinetoplastea; Trypanosomatida; Trypanosomatidae
Exons: 1
Coding region: 1-2094 (697 amino acids)
Molecular function (GO): protein binding
Source: RefSeq, a predicted model, not a curated record